Messenger RNA from Aspergillus tubingensis, 1272 nucleotides. Its product is annotated as serine hydrolase domain-containing protein. The record is from RefSeq and is a predicted model, not a curated record. The transcript is spliced from 5 exons. The coding region runs from base 1 to 1272 and encodes 423 amino acids. Lineage: Eukaryota; Fungi; Ascomycota; Eurotiomycetes; Eurotiales; Aspergillaceae.
AUGCAACUUUUGGCAGCCGCUGAUGUUGCUGCUCGCGCCGAAAUAGACAGUCGAACCGAUGGUGUCUCCCCACAAAUCCCCGGGCUUGUAUACUGUGCUGUGAACAGGGCUGGAAACACGAUUUUCAGUCAUGCUUCUGGCAAAACAUCUCUGGAUGGAAACUCUCCUAUGACCAUGGACACCAUCUUUUGGCUUGCAUCCUGCACUAAGCUCGUCACCAGCAUUGCAUGCAUGCAGCUGGUAGAGCGCGGAACACUCGAGCUAGACAAUAGUGCUCAGCUUGAGUCACUUGCACCCGAGCUCAGAAAUGUUCAAGUGCUUGAACGUACUGCAGACGGCAAGUUUCACUUGGUGCCGAAGCAACGGAGCAUUACUCUGCGAAUGCUUCUGAAUCAUACAUCUGGUUUUGGAUAUGCUUUUGAAGAUCUCAAAUUACGUGACUGGUCACGGCCAGUCGGGCUCGAUGACUUUUCCGGCAAUGUGAGUGAUGUGCUUCAUCGCCCGUUAAUCAAUCAGCCUGGUACGAAGUUCCAAUACGGAGUUGGUUUAGACUGGGCCGGCGUUAUUGUCGAACGAGCCUCUGGUUUAUCACUCGAGGACUAUUUUCAAUUAUUUAUUUACCAGCCACUGGGUAUCAAAGACAUCAGCUUCUUUCCCACGACUGAAAUGAAACUUUCUCUUGCUGCUAUGCAUCAACGGGCCAAGGAUGGGACGUUGAGCGUCAGGGAUCACCUCUAUAGAUAUCCGUUACUCCCUCCAAAUCCAGGCGGGGAGGAAGACCGCUUUUGCAUGGGAGGAGCGGGUUGUUUCGGGAAACCACUUGAGUUCUGCAGAAUCGUCGCAGCACUUCUUAACGAUGGAACAAGCCCUCAUACGGGCGCAGAAAUUGUUACUUCGGAAACAGUAGAAGAAAUGUUCACAGACCAAAUCCCCACAAUGCCACGAUACUGCAACGAGUACACACCGUCGGGUAAACCGGAACUCGCGAACCCUUGUCCGCUAAUCCCCUGUUCAGAAGACCUCACAGAGGGCUGGGGCCUAUCCUUCUCAUUAAGCCACACCGAAAGUCCCACUGGAAGGGCUGCAGGAUCAGGUUCUUGGGAGGGACUAGCAAAUCUCUUCUGGUUUGCCGAUCGUACGAAUGGAAUCGGCGGCAUUAUCGCAUCUCAGAUUCUUCCUUAUGGAGAUCUUGAGGUCAUCAAUUGUUCUGAAAGUGUGGAGAAGAUUAUCUAUAACGGGCUUUCUAACAAAGAAGAUGGAGGGUGCCAUUGA